AUGUCUAGUUCGGUGAAUUAUGUCUAUGUGUUAUUGCUUACAACUCUAUUGCCCACAAUGUUGGUCCUUGCUAACAACAAUCAAAUGCCGUUUGGAGCGGCGCGCAGCAGCAAAUUGAUGGCGGUUGGUGGCGCUCCCAGUUUAACCCGAAGUCUAUCCCGGCAAACAUCAAGGAAUAGCCGCUGUUCACCCUAUGGAUUUUUAAAUAACAAUCAGGCUGCAAAUUUAGCUGUUAGCAAUUUGCAAGCCCAAUCGGACAAAUGGAGUAAAAAAUUCUUGGCCAAACGUGAAGCCGAACCCCACUCAGCACCCUAUGUGGUGUCCAUACAACUGCUAACACCCGACGAUGGUAUGGUCCACUAUUGUGCCGGUACCAUCAUCAAUGAACAUUGGAUAUUGACGGCGGCACAUUGCCUUAGCAAUCCUCAGUUGGUGGCAAAUUCUGUGGUGGUUGCCGGCUGUCAUGACAUUCAUUCACGCGAUGAAAGUCCCAAUGUACAGCUGCGCCACAUUGACUAUUAUGUAAGGCACGAACUCUAUCUUGGUGGGGUUAAUCCCUAUGACAUAGCCCUGAUUUAUACCAAGGAACCAUUGAAUUUUGACAAAUAUGUGCAACCGGUAAAUUUGCCCCAACAAGAUGCCCAGCCGGAGGGUUAUGGUACCCUCUAUGGAUGGGGUAAUGUCUCGAUGACAAUUGUACCCCAGUAUCCGCAUAAAUUGCAAAAGGCAAAUAUGCCCAUUUUGGAUAUGGAAUUGUGUGAACAGGUGUUGGCCUCUUCGGGUAUGCAGUUACAUGAUACAAAUUUGUGUACCGGUCCGCUGACGGGUGGUGUCAGUAUUUGUACCGCCGAUUCGGGUGGUCCUCUGAUACAAGAUGAAGUCAUUGAUGUCUAUGGUAAUACCAGGCCCACAAUUAUUGGUAUUGUUUCGUGGGGUAAAAUGCCAUGUGGCCAAAAGAAUGCGCCAUCGGUGUUUGUGCGGGUGUCGGCCUUUACCGAUUGGAUUGAACAAAUUAUUACAACAACAACACAAUUUGAGUAAAAAAUGGA
Messenger RNA from Musca vetustissima, 1049 nucleotides. RefSeq names its product lectizyme-like. Lineage: Eukaryota; Metazoa; Arthropoda; Insecta; Diptera; Muscidae. Gene Ontology annotation, biological process: proteolysis. Gene Ontology annotation, molecular function: serine-type endopeptidase activity. The record is from RefSeq and is a predicted model, not a curated record. The transcript has a single exon. Bases 1 to 1041 code for a protein of 346 amino acids.